Arabidopsis thaliana (thale cress) is the source of this 1632-nucleotide messenger RNA. RefSeq names its product cytokinin-responsive gata factor 1 (gene CGA1). Gene Ontology annotation, cellular component: nucleus. Lineage: Eukaryota; Viridiplantae; Streptophyta; Magnoliopsida; Brassicales; Brassicaceae. Gene Ontology annotation, molecular function: transcription cis-regulatory region binding; sequence-specific DNA binding; zinc ion binding. Bases 127 to 1185 code for a protein of 352 amino acids. The record is from RefSeq and is marked reviewed. The transcript has 3 exons. Gene Ontology annotation, biological process: regulation of DNA-templated transcription.
GUGGUCUAUAUAUUGCCUUUUAAAAGGGUCAAACAUAGUAUAGCUUGGAUCCUUCUUUACUUGUCCCUGAUCUCUCCUAAUCUCUCGUCUUCCCUCUCUUUUGUGCUUCAUCGAUCUCUAUCGGUCAUGGGUUCCAAUUUUCAUUACACAAUAGAUCUCAAUGAAGAUCAAAACCAUCAGCCUUUUUUCGCUUCUCUUGGAUCCUCUCUUCAUCAUCAUCUACAACAACAACAACAACAACAACAACAUUUUCAUCACCAAGCUUCUUCUAAUCCCUCUUCUUUGAUGUCACCGUCUCUUUCCUACUUUCCUUUCUUGAUAAACUCUCGCCAAGAUCAAGUAUAUGUUGGGUACAACAAUAACACUUUUCAUGAUGUUCUUGAUACCCAUAUCUCCCAACCUCUCGAGACCAAGAACUUUGUAUCUGAUGGUGGUUCAUCAUCAAGUGAUCAAAUGGUGCCCAAGAAGGAGACACGACUAAAAUUGACGAUAAAGAAGAAAGAUAAUCAUCAAGACCAAACCGAUCUUCCUCAAUCCCCAAUAAAAGACAUGACAGGAACUAACUCGCUCAAGUGGAUAUCUUCGAAGGUGAGAUUAAUGAAGAAGAAAAAGGCGAUUAUUACCACCAGCGACAGCAGCAAACAACACACUAAUAACGACCAAUCCUCAAACCUAAGCAAUUCGGAAAGACAGAAUGGUUAUAACAACGAUUGCGUGAUUAGGAUUUGCUCCGAUUGUAACACAACCAAGACUCCUCUUUGGAGAAGUGGUCCGAGAGGUCCCAAGUCUCUUUGUAACGCUUGUGGAAUAAGGCAAAGGAAGGCCAGGCGGGCCGCUAUGGCCACGGCAACCGCAACCGCAGUCUCUGGCGUAUCCCCACCGGUCAUGAAGAAGAAGAUGCAAAACAAGAACAAGAUAUCAAAUGGAGUUUAUAAAAUCUUAUCUCCUUUGCCCCUAAAGGUAAACACGUGUAAGAGAAUGAUCACACUAGAGGAGACCGCAUUAGCCGAGGAUUUGGAGACCCAGAGCAACUCCACGAUGUUAUCAUCUUCAGACAAUAUCUAUUUCGAUGAUCUAGCAUUACUGUUGAGCAAAAGUUCAGCUUAUCAGCAAGUUUUCCCUCAAGAUGAGAAGGAGGCUGCCAUUUUACUAAUGGCUCUAUCGCACGGAAUGGUUCACGGGUGAUUAUUUUAAGUAUUUUAAUUAUAACUCGCAUGCUUAAGAAAUAAAAUAUAAACCAUACCAUAAGCCCUCAUAGCUAGUAAUAUCUAGAUUAUUUGAUACAUGAAAUUUUGUUGCGGUGAUAUAUUAAUUUCAGUCAGUCCAACUUUAUUAUAAGAGAGUGUUGGGGUUUAGUAGAUUUUGUAUGAAAGGCUUGUAUUUUAUUUUUUAUGGAACUUGAUAUCCCAACAAUGUGGUUGUUCUUGUUCAUUCGCAUGUUUUUUGUGUUUCUAAGUUUUGAGAGUUGAUAUAAGAAUUACUUUAAUUUGUCAAGAUCUCGUCAAGUGUUUAUACUUGAUGAAAAUCUUUUGGGGAUCAAAACGGUUUGAAGUAAAGAUCGUACUGUCGUACUGGUGUCUGUAGAUUGAUAUUAAACUCGAACAACAUGAUUAUUGUAAUAUACCUUAACUA